CCGAAGAUGCGAAGGUGGCCAGCAUACGUGACUGGGCACGACCCCAUUCAGUGACUGAGGUCAGAUCGUUCUUGGGAAUGUGUGGUUAUUACCGCAAUUUCAUAAAGAAUUAUAGUACGGUCGCAUCUCCCUUGACUGAUCUAACUCGACUUGACACACCAUGGGACUAGACCGACGAGUGUGAGGCAACUUUCAAGCAUUUGAAGCAUGCUCUCACGCAUCAUGAGGUUCUCAUGGUACCCGACCCGCAAAGGCCAUUCGUUGUGACCACUGACGCAAGUCAAUAUGGGAUUGGCGCAGUGCUCGCUCAGCAGGAAGGGAAGAAGUUGAGACCGAUCGAGUACAUGAGCAAAAAGAUGCCUUCAAAGAAGUUGGCAAAGUCCACCUACGAGAGGGAACUCUACGCUCUUUACAAGGCACUUGUCCAAUGGAGGCACUAUCUGUUAGGAAGUUUCUUCUACUUGAGAACUGACCAUCAGACCCUCAAGUGGAUCAAGACUCAACCAGUUCUCUCCGAUGCACUCAAACGCUGGAUUGAAGUCAUAGAUCAAUAUGAUUUCAAACUAGACUAUUUGAAGGGAGAGCACAACAAGGUUGCAGACGAGUUGUCUAGGACGGCAAAUUACCUAGGUGCGCUGAUUUCUGAGUUUGGUCUAUCUGAAGAUGUAACUCCAUCGUUGGAUGAAGCCUACAAGGAAGAUCCCAUCACGAUGGACAUCAUCAACAAACUUCAGGCUAAGGACAAGGCCACUACUGAUGAAUUUGUGAUGGUGGAUGGGUUACUCUUUCUUGAGAAGGCAGGGUUUAAGAGGUUAGUUGUUCCAUCUAGAGAAACUUUGCGUAGUUUAUUUUUAGGUGAGUGCCACGAYGCAAUGGGACACUUCGGCUAUAAGAAGACUAGUGCUAAUUUAGUACAACGAUUCUGGUGGCCUAACAUGCUUGACGAUGUGAAGAAGUAUGUGGAGACCUGUCAGGUCUGUCAGCGGGACAAGCCGCGGACUCAAGCUCCGCUGGGGUUACUCAAGCCUUUACCCAUUCCUGUUGGUCCGGGUCAGAGUAUCUCCAUGGACUUCAUGGACACUCUCGUGACCAGCAAGAAUGGCAAGAGGCACAUCUUCGUCAUAGUGGAUAGGUUCACUAAGUACGCUAGACUAAUCGCCAUGCCAGAGACUAUCAGGACUGAGCACGUCAUCAAGUUGCUCAUAGACAACUGGUGGAUGAGAACCUCGCCAGUGCUCUCCGAUGCAUUAAAAUGUUGGAUCGAAGUCAUUGAGCAAUAUGACUUCGAGCCCCAGUAUCUCAAAGGUGAGUACAAUAAAGUUGUUGAUGCGCUGUCACGUAGGCCAGACUUCUCUGGUGCGCUGAUCACCGAGCUUGGGCUUGCAGACGAUGUUACUCGCUCUUUGGUGGAAGCCUAUCGCGAGGAUCCGUUCAUGGUCGAGAUCAUACACAGACUCGAGGCGAAGGACAAAAUGACUUUUGUGGAGUUUGAGUUGGUCAACGGCCUGCUGUUCCUUGAGAAGGUCGGGAAUAAACGUUUGUGUGUUCCUAAUAGAGAGUCUUUGCGUAGUUUAUUUUUAGGAGAAUGUCAUGAUGCCACCGGACAUUUUGGCUUUAAGAAGACUGCAGCCAACCUGUUGCAGCGAUUCUGGUGGCCCACGAUGAUGAAAGAUGCCAAACUGUAUGUCGAGACUUGUCAAGUUUGUCAACGUGACAAGCCCUGGACGCAGGCUCCUCUUAGGUUUCUCAAGCCCCUUCCCAAUCCGGAAAGACCUGGAGAAAGCCUGUCCAUGGACUUCAUGGAUACGCUAGUCACCAGCAAGAGUGGCAUGAGAUACAUCUACGUCAUCGUGGAUAGAUGUAGUAAGUAUGCUAGAUUACUAGCUAUGCCAGAAACAGCAAAGACCGCGUACGUUAUCAGGCUAUUUAAGGAGAACUGGGUUAGAGAUUUUGGCUUGCCAAAGUCUAUAAUCAGCGACAGGGAUGUUCGAUUCACCAGUGAUCUGUGGAAGGCCGCAGCUGCCGAACAAGGAACGCAGCUGCAGAUGACAUCUAGAAACCAUCCGGAAGCAAAUGGACAGGAAGAACAGAUGAACCGCGCUGUUCAACACUUGUUGACGCACUACAUUAAGCCUAAUCAAGUGGACUGGGAUGAGAAACUCGGUCUCAUCGCCAACUUGUACAACAACGCAGUUCACAGUGCAACGGGAGUAAGUCCUAACAGCCUACUACUAACGUUCAAACCUAGACUCCCUCUCGACUUUCUGCUACCUGAGAAGCAGCCCACUGCUGCUCCAGGCACUUUGGAAUUUGCCUAUAGAUAUGAGAAUCAUAUGCAGCAGGCGGUAGAACACAUGCACAAAGCACAGGCAGCAAUGAUCGAAUCUGAGAACAAGCACCGCCGCCCAUCUACGUUCCAGGUAGGGGACAGGGUCUGGGUCAAGGCUUCUGAAUUAGGACAGGAGCACGGGAUCUCCCUUUAAACUCAUGCCACAGUACUUUGGGCCAUGGGAGGUUCUGGAUGUAGUUGGGAAUGAACCAGACAGACCCUC
Molecule: messenger RNA, 2552 nt
Organism: Chara braunii
Lineage: Eukaryota; Viridiplantae; Streptophyta; Charophyceae; Charales; Characeae
Source: the annotation of a GenBank genome assembly